Sapajus apella (tufted capuchin) is the source of this 2132-nucleotide messenger RNA. RefSeq names its product MYB proto-oncogene like 2 (gene MYBL2). NCBI's taxonomy places the organism in Eukaryota, Metazoa, Chordata, Mammalia, Primates, Cebidae. The coding region runs from base 272 to 1735 and encodes 487 amino acids. The transcript has 8 exons. The record is from RefSeq and is a predicted model, not a curated record.
GGCCAUUCACUUACAUAAACACGGUAAAGUUAAAUUCAGUACAGGGAAUUUAAGCUUAAUUCAGGAUGCUUAUCUACAGUUUAUAUUCCAUGUUUUCCUGCCCAUAAUGUGGUCUAGGACCAGACAUUGCAUUUAAUUUUGAAGUAGAUGGUGUGGCUAAUUCUUUUGUAGAAUGUUUGUCUAUUUGAGUUCAUUGGAGUUUCCGUCUUAGAUUCAGGUUGUGUGUUAUAGCUGGCAACUACUGUAUAGUCUAUAUCUCAGUGAAAUCCAAAUGAUGUAUUCUUGUGUCUUACAGGGAAGCCUUCUGACCAGCUGGCCCUCUGGCCCUCCUACCAUGAAGGAGGAGGAAAGCAGUGAGGAGGAACCUACAGCAGCCACCACUUGGAAGGAGCAGGAGCCCAUCCCUACAGAUCUGGAUGCAGUGCGAACACCAGAGCCCUUGGAGGAAUUCCCGAAGCGUGAGGACCAGGAAGGCUCCCCGCCGGAAAUGAGCCUGCCCUACAAGUGGGUGGUGGAGGCUACAAAUCUCCUCAUCCCUGCCGUGGGUUCUAGCCUCUCUGAAGCCCUGGAUUUGAUUGAAUCGGACCCCGAUGCUUGGUGUGACUUGAGUAAAUUUGACCUCCCUGAGGAGCCAUCUGCAGAGGACAGUAUCAACAACAACCUGGUGCAGCCGCAAGCGUCACAUCAGCAGCAGGUCCUGCCACUCCGCCCGCCUGCUGCCCCAGUGCCCAGCGUGACCGAGUACCGCCUGGAUGGCCACACCAUCUCGGACCUCAGUCGGAGCAGCCGGGGCGAGCUGAUCCCCAUCUCCCCCAGCACUGAAGUUGGGGGCUCCGGCAUUGGCACGCCGCCCUCAGUGCUCAAGCGGCAGAGGAAGAGGCGUGUGGCUCUGUCCCCUGUCACUGAGAAUGGCACCAGUCUGUCUUUCCUGGAUUCCUGUAACAGCCUCACCCCCAAGAGCACACCUGUUAAGACCCUGCCCUUCUCACCCUCCCAGUUUCUGAACUUCUGGAAUAAACAGGACACAUUGGAGCUGGAGAGCCCCUCACUGACAUCCACCCCAGUGUGUAGCCAGAAGGUGGUGGUCACCACACCACUGCACCGGGACAAGACACCCCUGCACCAGAAACAUGCUGCGUUUGUAACCCCAGAUCAGAAGUACUCCAUGGACAACACUCCCCACACGCCAACCCCUUUCAAGAAUGCCCUGGAGAAGUACGGACCCCUGAAGCCCCUGCCACAGACCCCUCACCUGGAGGAGGACUUGAAGGAGGUGCUGCGCUCUGAGGCUGGCAUCGAGCUCAUCAUCGAGGAUGACAUCAGGCCCGACAAGCAGAAGAGGAAGCCCGGGGUGCGUCGGAGCCCCGUCAAGAAAGUCCGGAAGUCUCUGGCUCUUGACAUUAUGGAUGAGGAUGUGAAGCUGAUGAUGUCCACACUGCCCAAGGCUCUGUCGUUGCCGACAACUGCCCCUUCAAGCUCCUCCAGCCUCACCCUAUCAGGUAUCAAAGAAGACAACAGCCUGCUCAACCAGGGCUUCUUGCAGGCCAAGCCUGAGAAGGCAGCAGUGGCCCAGAAGCCCCGAAGCCAUUUCUCGACACCUGCCCCUAUGUCCAGUGCCUGGAAGACAGUGGCCUGCGGGGGGACCAGGGACCAGCUCUUCAUGCAAGAGAAAGCCCGGCAGCUCCUGGGCCGCCUGAAGCCCAGCCACACAUCUCGGACCCUCAUCUUGUCCUGAGGUGCUGGGGCGGGUCACGAGCCCAUUCUCAUGUUUACAGGGGUUGGGGGUGCAGAGGGGGUCUGUGAAUUUGAGUGUCACUCAGGUGACCUCCUGCAGGGAGCCUUCUGCCACCAGCCCCUCCCCAGACUCUCAGGUGGAGGCAACAAGGCCGUGUGCUGCCCUGUCGCCAAGCCCAGCUCUGGGCAGCUCCUGGUGCUAACAGCAAAGCCCCACACCCAGGCCUGCGUGUUCCCUCCCAAAGGCCACAGGGAGCCCAGUCAGCUUCUCCCAAGCCCAGGUCAGGCCUGGCCUCAUCUCAGACCCUGCUUAGGAUUGGGGGCGUGGCCAGGGGUGCUCCUGUGCUCAACCGCAGUUGGUGCAUUUUUUUGGAAGAAUAAAAUUGCCUUUCUCUUUG